AUGUCUCGUCUUCUCAGAGCUUUGAGGGCACUUGGCGUUGAUGAGGAAAACAUUUCAGAUGCGUACGAUGAUGAUUUUUUGACAGAUCUCCAGACCGAGGCUCAGCAACCGGCUAUACGAAGAGAUUCAAUUUAUUUGAGAAGCGAGCGACAAAUUUCUGACGGAUAUAAUGUGGAAGCUCCGCUUCUAAUUGGUGAUUUGGCUGGUCAUCAGAAGCUGGAUUUCUUCAAGAAGACUGUCAGCAUGCUUCCGCUGGAGCUCAAGAUCAAGAUUUUGAGAUUGUGCUUCAGCAAGUUUUAUGAGACGGACAUGCUUGGCUUUCUCCAGGAUAGUAGUCUUCUGUCUGUGCUUAAAGUAUUUUACGAUGAGCUCUUGAUCUGUGAUGGCAAGCUAUACUUCGGUGGCUUUAACGAGUAUGAUGUGAUAGAGUUCAGCAGCGCCGAGUUUCAGGAUCGAUUCAAACCUCUCAUCAAGGAUAGUCAGAUCAGAAUCAAGAUCCUAAAGAUAUUCGACACAAACGGAAUGGGGAACGAAGACCUCCUUUUACUCUUAAACCAUGCGGAAACCAUCUGGUGUGCGAGCGCAUCGUCACUUUCCAUGAUCUAUUCCCUUUGUCCAGAUGCCUUGUCGAAAAUUACGGAUCUUUCGGUUGAGAAUCUGGACUUCCCGAUACCGCGAGCAGACUUGGUGAAGAUCUUCGGUAAACUCUGCCAUUCUUUGAAGGAUUUCACAUUGCCGCUUAGUCCCGAUGACUCGGAAAAAGUGACUGUUAUGCUUGAUUCUUUGAAUGCUGUCGACCACCAGCUUACAGUUCAUUUGCCAAUCUCGUAUCCACUAGAUGGAGGAAGAGGGCUUGAUCGCAUAACGGAGCUCUUGGGCCCGUACUCGUGCAAAAUCAAGCUUUCGCACAUCCUUUUCACUUUGGUCUGUCCCAAUUUCCACUUCAACGACCUUCACAACUUUUUGAAGAAGAUCGGGUUCAAAAAGUUCACAGACUUUUGCUUGGUUUCAUUUCCGAACUUCCGUGUCCAGGGUGAUCUUAAGUUUGUGUCGGAGCUUUCUAAUUUGGUCACUAUUGUUCUUUCAGGUGGAUUUACACUGAACUCUAGAAAGUUUGGGGAUUUGAAGGGGCUGAAGAAGUUGAAGGAGCUCAUGCUAGAAAACUGCAAGUUGGAUAGCGAAUGGUUUAACAAGUCUCUUCCAGAGAAUCUCAAGGACAUCACUAUCAGUUACAACUCGUUUAGCGGAUACGGGACAUACACUAUUCCGCGAAACUUGAAGAUUCUCACCAUUUUGGCGAAUGACUACUUCAAUAUGAAACUGGACAACGUUGAUUUUAGCCAGUCGAACCUUUCUGUGCUCAAAUUCCGGGUAGAUGAUCAAAGUCAGUGGAACUCGUUGACUGUUUCGUUUGCAAACAUGCCUAGGACUUUGCAGGAGGUGAAUUGCCACAAGCUCACAAGUUUUAUUGUGGAGAAGGAUAUUAAUUUGAGCAGGAAGAAGGAUCUUCUAAUAUCAAUAACGACUGCAGAGAGAGAGCGGCUUUUGGAAAGACUUGAUCCUUCCAAUGUGAGGUCAAACGUAGAUGUUAGGUUUGGAUACUUUGAGAAUGAAGAGUUCCACGUAUUGGGUGAGGCCAAUAAGAUGAGAAGCAUCGGCGGAUUUCCGAACAGACUUCUAAAGUACUGA
Messenger RNA from Brettanomyces bruxellensis, 1689 nucleotides. RefSeq lists its product as uncharacterized. The transcript has a single exon. Bases 1 to 1689 code for a protein of 562 amino acids. The record is from RefSeq and is a predicted model, not a curated record. NCBI's taxonomy places the organism in Eukaryota, Fungi, Ascomycota, Pichiomycetes, Pichiales, Pichiaceae.